AUGAUGGUCUUCCGAUUGGUGCAAAGCGUCGUGCUCUUGACGGCGGCAGCCGAUGACUCUGUGCAUAGCCAUUUGGGGCAUGCACCGCUUGCACCACCAUUCACCGAUUUGGAGGCUUGGCAGCCCCUUGUGGGUCGAUUUGCGUUCAAUAUUACCACGCUCAGUUCUGAGGCGCAGCGGCUCUUCGGUAUUGGUCUGUUGCUCAUCUACAAUUUUGACCAGCCAAACGCGCAAUCCGCAUUCAAGGCUUGCCUGGAGAACGACCCGAGUUGCUCCAUGUGCUGGUGGGGCCUCGCGCAUGCCCAUGGACCCUUCCUGAACCGUCCCACCAAAUCUUCCGAUGAUCUGGCAGCAGGUCUGUUUGCGGCCGCGAAUGCGUCAGCGCAGCUUGCGAAGAGACGCGACAGGCACAGCGCAAAGGAGCGGGUUCUGAUCGAUGCCAUGGCUGUCCGUUAUCCCGCAAACUCAGCCGCAGGCGACCAAGUCAAAAGCUACAAGCAAUAUGCCAAGGUGUUGCGAACCGCGCGGGAGUCGAAUGUGUCUCUUUCUUCUGAUGUCGACCUCACCGUCUUUGAUGCCGAGGCCAGAAUGGUCCUCAUGUGCGAUGACGCCGGCUACCACUUCUACAAAAGUAACGGCGAUGAUCUUCCACCCACACCUGCAGAGGGCACUGCUGAGAUUUCUAAAAUGUUGCGAGGGGUGCUCGCGACAACUGGCCAGACGCAUCCAUAUGCCCAGCACCUACUCAUACACAGCACUGAAAUGUCAAACUCGGAGGCACUAGGUGCUGGGUCGAGGCAGCAGCCCAUUUGA
Prorocentrum cordatum is the source of this 813-nucleotide messenger RNA. The record is from the annotation of a GenBank genome assembly. NCBI's taxonomy places the organism in Eukaryota, Dinophyceae, Prorocentrales, Prorocentraceae.